UCCGGAACAUUAUGUGUACACAAAGUUGACUAAGCUAAAUACACAAAUUGCACAAUGACCACUCACCGCCCUGGAAAAUAACCAAUCAUGGAAAAGCAAAUGCGCAUUUCACCUCCGCCGCCGGCACCCAUCAAGACCUCAUCCAACUCCGUCCGAAGCCCAGGUACCGAACCGAAAAACCAAAAUGCCAACCCUCGAGUCCGAAGCCUUCAAGGCCAAGAAGCCCACCGUCCCGCCGACGUACGACGGCGUCGACUACGACGAUAACGUUGCCGUCCACAAUGCCCGCGACGCGGUUAUCCGGGAGCAAUGGGUGCGCAGCAUGAUGUCGCGUCUUGUCGGGGAGGAAUUGGGGAAGUGCUAUUCUCGCGAGGGGGUGAAUCACUUGGAGAAGUGUGGUGUUUUGAGGGAAAAAUACUUUGAACUCAUCGGCGAGCGCAAGAUUAGGGGAUACCUUGGACAGGAGAAGAACUAUUUCACGGAGAAAUAAGCGGGCUUUUUUUUCUAUGUUUUAUUGAAUAAAAAACGGAUUCCUCUUCUACGUCUUGUCUGUUUUAUGGUAUUUUGUCGGGUUAUUUAGCUUUUCGAAUUCAUGGACCGGAUUCAUAUCAUUUGAGAACCGCUUCUACGACGACUAUAUCGGACGAUCGGAUGGUAUGGAUGGUUUAUCGGGUGCAUGCUGUCU
Aspergillus glaucus CBS 516.65 is the source of this 685-nucleotide messenger RNA. RefSeq names its product putative NADH-ubiquinone oxidoreductase 12 kda subunit. Lineage: Eukaryota; Fungi; Ascomycota; Eurotiomycetes; Eurotiales; Aspergillaceae. The transcript is spliced from 3 exons. Bases 185 to 490 code for a protein of 101 amino acids. The record is from RefSeq and is a predicted model, not a curated record.